AUGCGAAGCACGAGGUUCGCGUCACGGCAGGAAGAUGAAGAUCGUUGGUUAGAGGACAGAACGACGCCAUCAGACAGCGACUAUCAGAUCAUCGUCCGCAAGCCACCGCCUUCAGGCCACUGUUAUCAGUUCACCGUCACCCGGUCACCGCCAUCUAGGCACCGCCAUCCGGGCAUCGCCAUCCGGGCACCGCCAUCCGGGCACCGCCAUCCGGGCACCGCCAUCCGGGCACCGCCAUCCGGGCACCGCCAUCCGGGCACCGCCAUCCGGGCACCGCCAUCCGGGCACCGCCAUCCGGGCACCGCCAUCCGGGCACCGCCAUCCGGGCACCGCCAUCCAGGCACCGCCAUCCGGGCACCGUCAUCCGGUCACCGCCAUACGGCCACCGCCAUAGGGGUGCUUCCCUAA
Molecule: messenger RNA, 408 nt
Organism: Ochlerotatus camptorhynchus
Lineage: Eukaryota; Metazoa; Arthropoda; Insecta; Diptera; Culicidae
Product: postacrosomal sheath WW domain-binding protein-like
Exons: 1
Coding region: 1-408 (135 amino acids)
Source: RefSeq, a predicted model, not a curated record